Baudoinia panamericana UAMH 10762 is the source of this 1683-nucleotide messenger RNA. RefSeq lists its product as uncharacterized. The coding region runs from base 316 to 1545 and encodes 409 amino acids. The transcript has 2 exons. Lineage: Eukaryota; Fungi; Ascomycota; Dothideomycetes; Mycosphaerellales; Teratosphaeriaceae. The record is from RefSeq and is a predicted model, not a curated record.
ACACACAUCUGGCUCCGCUGAGUCCAACACGUCUGCUCCACGCUCACGAACUUGCAUUAGCUCUCUUCAUCGCGGUCACGACACGAGAGUCUGUGCGGAGGCGGUUCAGAACGUGUAGCAAUUCUUCAUAGACUGUAUCGUCUCUUUAGCAACAACUCCUUCCCAACAUUCGUUCUUCGUCGCGGGGUUGUUAUCAUUACCACGCUGGUAGUGCAGACAGUCGCUUGUGGCAUUGAACGGCAGCUACUGGUUAGCCCACUGCAACUGGCCAGACAGGAUUCUCGGUAGAAGGGCGAGGUGGUGAUAGGAACUACAAUGACAACCCACGCGCCCAUGGCACGGGUGCCUUUUGCACCUGUGGACAACCCUCGUCUGCAGCAUCUGGCCAAUGCGAAGAACCGCCAGAAUGGCUUGCUCGCCUCCAAGAGUGGCUUGGGUGCCAAAGCGAACAGUGCAUCGCCCAAGGAUGCCUUCUCUCCCAACAAACGCCGCUUUGAGCCCUCGAGCUUCGAUGAGGAUGAUAGCGAGAAUGUCGAUCCAACGGUGCUCACCUCGCCUUCCAAGAAGAGCAAGAGCAGCGCCUUCGACAGCGCUGCUAAGCCAUUCACUUUCUCACUGACGCCCGCCAACUCCAUGCCACCUCCGCCAACCAUUCCUUCCCGCCUAUCGACUCCUGCUCGUGCCAACAUGGCGUCUCCUCGUGCACCUUCUACUGCUCCUGCCGGCCGUUCUCCUAAACGCAAGAUUGCUGGUAUCACUAAAAACCGUCGCAUCUCGGCACCUUUCACUCGCAUCGACCCGCCAUUCGCUUCUCGCGGCUCUUCCUUGCCAUUCAGCCUGGACGCUGCACUCAGUGGCACCUUCUCGACCUCCCAAAGUACUGGCGCAACCAUCAAAGAGAGCAUGCCGAAGGACUGGUUCUUCGAUAUCUAUGAGGACUCGCCGGAGGAGGAAGCUGCCAACCUUAUGGAGCACAGCACGCUCACGUUAGACAUCAGCUCAGACGAGGAGGGUAGCAAACGCGUGCGCGACGAUAGGGGCAAGGAGAACACACCGCCUGCCGACUAUGAUGCACCUACCGCUUCCCGUUCACUUGGUGAGCCUGCUGUCGCUGCGCCGAGACACGUCAAGAAGACAGAGAUUAUCCGCAGGAAAAUCGUUGGCGAGGAAAUGGAUGACGGAGAGCGCUCGCCGUUGUCUGACCUUGAGACCGAGCCAUUUAUCCCAGAAGGUCUGGACAAGGACUCGCAUGUCCUCGUUCAGCCAACGCCGGAGAAGGCUGCAGCUGCUAAGCUUGACUUCAAUGAGCUUUUCGCUCCGUUGUCGCCUUUCGUCAAGAAAACAAGCACCAAAAGCGCAACGUCUAGUCUCUCUGCAUCAAUCUCCUCGAAGACUGAGCACGACACCAACAGCGGCAUCAUUAUCUGGGAAGACAACGUAAAAUCGCAGGAAAGGGCGGUAUUCCAUGCCCAGGGUAUCAGGGUCAACUCGUCGAAGGUAUUAGAGGUUUGUGAUGAGAAUACUGCGCCUGUCGAGGAGCUUUGAGGUUAUGUAGCAUGGUGGCGCGGCUUGUUGGAUACUGCGUUGUUCCGUCUUGCUGUUAGAGUUCUAAGGCGCGCAUAUGUUCGAUACCAGGAAUGUGACCGAUUGAAUGAAUUUGAAGUAUCAGCGUUUAUAGCGACA